AUGUUCUCCCUAGCUUGGAUGGCCAAUCAACAAACGUCAUUUCCUGAACUAGUUGGACGAAAUACUCAAGAAGCAGCCUUGUAUAUUACGGCUCAAGGCUUGACACCAGUUUUUGUCAGACCAGAUCAACCCGUGACACUUGAUUAUCGCACAGAUCGUGUUCGUAUUGUGACAGAUCCAUCAGGAAAUCAUGUUAUUCAAGCACCCACCGUUGGUUAA
Messenger RNA from Rotaria socialis, 219 nucleotides. Lineage: Eukaryota; Metazoa; Rotifera; Eurotatoria; Philodinida; Philodinidae. The record is from the annotation of a GenBank genome assembly.